Molecule: messenger RNA, 9654 nt
Organism: Alosa alosa (allis shad)
Lineage: Eukaryota; Metazoa; Chordata; Actinopteri; Clupeiformes; Clupeidae
Gene: prr12b
Product: proline rich 12b
Exons: 16
Coding region: 160-8622 (2820 amino acids)
Source: RefSeq, a predicted model, not a curated record
UGGUCCCAUUCUUGAGGACUUGCUGGUGAAACGGGAGAAAUAAACAGACACCGAGCGCAGAGGAAAGGAUACAGGGUGUGAUAGUGUCUACAAUUUAGGAUAUUCCUCCCUCCCCUCCCCCCCUCUGUCUCUCCAUCUUCAUUCCUAGCCUUUUCUUUAAUGGAUAGAAAUUAUCCUGGAACAGGAUUCGGAGAUUUGGGCGCUGGAACGGGAUGGAGUUACGAGAGAUCAGCAAAGGCAAGUCUGGUGUAUGGGAGCUCCAGGUCCUCUCAUCCCGACACAGAGCUUCUCCAUCGGCAAGCUUACGGCACACCCCACCCCCUGCAGGGCUAUGCAACCAAUCAUCAUCCGGGGAGCUCCGGACAGAGUGGAUCCUGGGGGGCAGCAGGGAGGAGCUUGGGUCUGUCAGGUCUGUUUGAUGCUGGGCUGCAUCACACCAGUCCCUCUGGUCCAGAUGCAUCCGUCAUGAACCUAAUAUCUGCCCUGGAGUCCCGUGGUCCGCAGCCACCCCCCUCUGCCUCCUCCCUCCUCUCACAGUUCCGAACCCCUUCCUGGCAGACGGCAAUGCAUACCACUGCCCCGGCUGAGCUCUUCAUUUCUGGUGCCCUCCCUGGCUCCGGAUCUUUCCCCUCCUCCUCAGCCCUGUCAGCCUAUCAGCACCCUGCUUCGUUUUCAGGCCGCUCUUUCCCAGGUGUGACCUCAUCGCUUUCACUCCAGGACACACCCACCUUCAGCCCCACCUCCAAUGGCCUUCUGUCGCCCCACGAUCCCCUUUUGCACAUCAAAACGCCUUCUCAGUCCAGCCUAGGCUUCGAUCGGCUGCUGUCCUCCCAGAGUGCAGCAGCCUACAGAGGGUCUCAAGAUCCAUCUGGAGGGCCCCCUCCACCUCCGCAGGCUCCCACCUCCUCGUCUGCACGGCACUUACCGCCACCCCAGUUCAACCUGCUCUCGUCUCAGUUACAGGACCAGUCCUCCCAGUUGUACAACAGCUCUGUUUUCUCCUCCGCGCCAGCUCCACCACAGCCACCACCCAGCCAAGAGAGGGCCUUGCCCAGGCAGGAUAGUGUGAUUAAACACUACCAGCGUCCCUCCCCUGCCCAGUCCCAGCUUCCCUCGUCCACCCCUCAUCCCCUGCAGCAUUACCUCAGCUGUGGAGCGGGAGGGUAUCAGCAGCAGAUGUCCCACCAUCGACAUGGAGGGAUGUCCUGUAGCCCCCUGGGGGAUCAGAGUCCGUCCUCAGACCCCAAACCGUCGCCGCGGUCGGAUCAGGUGUACCGACCCAUUAUCCAGCCACCCUAUACUUCCUCCAGUACCUCCUCAGCCUCCUCAUCGGCUGGUUCGGGAGGAGCUGUGGGCAAAGGGAGCAAGAGCUCCAGCUCUAGCAGUGGUUACUCCUCCUCGGGCUCCUCUUCGUCCCGCACGCCCCAUACGCCCCACACACCACCCUCUGCUUCCUCCACUUCCUCCUCCUCAUCCGCGUCCUCUUCAAAUUCCAACCCCAACCCAUCCUCCAGUUCCUCGUCUGCCCCCUCUAGACAGCAGCCCCCGCCUCAGUCAGCCCCUCCACCUCCUCCUCCACCACCCCCUCCGCCGGUCUCCUCCACCACACAACAGCAGGCACCUCCCAAGCCUUGCCUCUCUGCCUAUGGCUCUCCUGUUGCCCCAGUCAAACCCUCUGCUGGUUUACCAGGUCAGACACCACCUCAGCAGCAGUCACAGUCUUACUCUCCAAGCCACCCACAAGCCUCCCACCUCCCCCAGCCAUAUGGGGGUUUCAGCUCUCCCCAGGCCCAGGACCUGAGCUCUAGCACUGUUGGUGGUGGGAAAGGUUAUGGUAGCUUAGGGGCCACCGGGAGAUCCUUCUCAGCUGAGGUGGUGUAUGGUUCAGAAUCCGGAUAUGGUUCUCUGCCCCCGUCACUUGGAGGAGCAGGAAGCCCGUCACUGAGCUUUGGUGGUCCGGGACAUUCCCCUGCACUUCUGGGUUCAGGCAGUGGGGCAGGCUCUGCAGGGAGUGCCACUGGGUCAGUGGGAGGUAAUUCUGGAGGUGGGGGCAGUGGCUCGAGUGGAGGCAGUGUUGGGAGUGGAGGUGGGGGAAGCUCAUAUCAUCUUCCGGAUUCCAGCCCAUCGCCCUCCAAUGGGUCUGGCAUAAUACGUCCAGGGAUGCACUCUCCGGCACCCACACGUCCAGCCCAGUCCCCUGGGGGAGCUGGAAGUAGCAAAUAUCUUUCGUCUGUCCUCUCCCCUCCAUUCCUGUCCUCUCCCCAGGGCUACCCAGACACACGAGGUCCCCAACCCCAACCACCCCAAUCGUAUCACCCCACCCCUCCAAAACCUAAGCCUGACACCGACAUUCUGGGGGUAGAGCGACCCCAGGAAGAGGAAGAGGAGGAUGAUGAUGACUUUUUAAUUCAGCACUUGUUACAUGCACAGAGCCCCACGCCCCACUCUUCCCAGCACCAUGGCCAGCCACCCCAGGUUUCUGCACAGCAGCAGCCACAGCAGGCCCCCCAGUCCAGAGAUGGAGGCAAAGGUCUCUCAGCCUAUGACUUAAAUAAGGCCUCAGAGGAGCGGUACCAUCUCCAAAGUGUGAUCCGCACCAACAGUGCAACUAACAGCACAGCUCCUGGGUCCUCAGGGACCGGUGUAGCAGGAGGUCUGGAGAGUCUGGAAAUGACACUGAAGAAGCAGCAGCAGCAUCAACAGCAACAGCAUCAGCAUCAACAGCAGCAGCACCAUCACCACCAACAGGUCAAGAGUGACAGAGUGCUGCAAGGAGCAGGGGCUGGCGGGGGUCGGGGAAAUGCUGACUCCCUCCCACACCCUCAUCCCCACGCGCCUCACCCUCAUCCACACGACUCCCUGGGCUCUGUGGUCCACUAUAGUCGGGGUGACCCUUACUCCCAUCUUCCGCACCAGCACAGCCAGCAUGCCCACCACACGUCCCACACACAGCACCCUCAGCAUGCCCAGCACUCUCACCCGCACUCGCUCUCACAGACCCACAUAGAGCUGAAGAAGCCCCCUGACCCAACGGAAAUACCCUAUCUGCGGAAAACCCCAGACUUGCAGCACCAAUCCCAGUCCAAUCUCUCCCUGAUGGACUCUCCCCCUGACCAAUCUCAGCAGUCUCAGCCGGCCCAUCUUCUGCAGUCCGUUCUCUCUCACACCACUCGGAACAAAAUGGAGGCCCAGCAGACCUCCCAGCAGCAACAGCAGCACUCAAUGAGCCAACAGGCCAUGAUGGGACCAACAGGAGGUUCAGGAGCUGGAAGUGUUGGGGGAGUGGACACUCAGUCUCAGACCUCUCAGCUGCAGCUCCAACUUCAGUCCCAGGCAUUAGAGUCCCACUAUGGGCGUGGAAGUCAACGAGACCAGAGCCAAGCAAGUCAGAACUCGGUUUCAUCUCUGGAUAUGCUGGAGCGUUCCCUCUCCAGAACCAACAGCCGAGAAGGGGCUGGCACCGACAGAGGUGGUCAUGGAAGCAUGGGAGGAGGAGAUGGGGGGAGUGGUGAUCAUCACAGACAGCAACAGCACAGGAUGCCUCCACAUCACCAGUCCCAUCACCCCCAGCAAACAGCAUCGGACCUGCAUGAUUUCCUGUCUGAGCCGGACCUGGGCUUAUCAGCUCCUUCCCACAUGCACCACAUGGGCCCCCAUCACCCCCAUCAACAUAGCCACCUGUCUCAACAGACACACCCCCACCACUCAGCCCACCAACACCCCCACCAUAUGCAGCCCCCCUCAAGAGCCCCCCAGCCACAGACUCAAGCCCAGUCAAGGGAUCCUGAGCCUCAGCUCUCCCAAAGUCAGCUGGACCAGCUCAAGGAGCACCAGUUUAACACCACAAGCCCAGUGGCUAAAACUUCUCAGAGUCAGAACCAGCAGCAACAACCGAGGUUCAUGCCUUUGACGUCCAUAAGCUUCCCAGAUUCCUUGCUCCAAGAUGAGGACCGGUCAUUUUUCCCUGGUAUGGAAGAUAUGUUUUGUUCAGAAGAUUAUAAGUCUAGUUGUGCAGGACCAGGAGGUGGAACAACUGUGCCAGGGGGACAUGAUGGAAUGUCUGAAGGACGUGGCACAGGACAGGAUGGUAUGGAUCCUGUCAAAGCAGGUGUAGAUGGCAGUGGUUAUGAUAUGAUGAGUCACCAUGGAGACCAAGGGUAUGAGCAAUACUGUCAUAGCCUCUCAGAAUCUGGAAAUAGCACCAUGCAUCUGGACCUGGAUUCUUUGAAGACCGAUGAGCUUCCAUCCACUGUCAACACUGAGCAACUAGGUCUGAUUCAGUCCCAGACGCCUGGGAUGGGUUUGGGAGGAACUGGCCCAGGAGAUUCUGGAAACAAGAUGAUGGGUGGCCCUGGAGUUGGAGGAGGCUCUGGAACUGGGGGACUGACAUCUCCAAUCUUCUGCUCCUCUCGGCCCAAGAAGCUCCUCAAAACCAGCUCCUUCCAUCUCCUGAAGCAGCGCAGAGACCCUAACUCACAGCCCCAGGUCAAGAAGAAUUACGCCCAGGAGUAUGAGUUUGAGGAUGAUGAGGACAAAGCCAAUGUACCUGCUGACAUCCGCCUGAACAGCCGUCGCCUUCCAGAUCUACUUCCUGACUUGGUGUCUAGCUGCCGAAAGUCUGGUGCUGGCUCCAGCAUGGACACCCUGAGUCCACUGAUGGGUGACCUGGACUUUUGCCAGUCAUCUGGAUACUCCUCUCUAGGGCCACCUCCUCAGCUCUUGCCACGGGAAGGCCCCAAAAAGCGAGGGAGGAAGCCAACUAAACCCAAACGUGAGGGACCACCACGGCCAAGGGGCCGACCUCGAAUUCGUCCUCUCCCAGAACCUCCAUACUUCAAAGGCAUAAUGGGACCUGCAGGGGGUGAGACCAGAGGAAGGGGGCGUGGACGAGGUAGGGGUCGGGGCAAAAGGGAGGAUCCGAUGCUGGAGAUGCAUAGAGACUUGAACAAAGGGCAGAACCUCCACCUGCAACAACAACAGCAGCAGCAGCAGCAUCACCACCCCCACCACCAACCCCAACAUCUCCAGCACCCACAGCAACAGCACAUGGUACAGAUGCAGCACCACCCACAACAACCGCAGCACCACCACCCCCAACAGCAGCACUUGCAUCAGCAGCAACAUCAGCAGCCACACCCUCAGCAGCACUUACAUCCCCAGCAGCAGCACCAUGUACAACAGCAGCACCAGGCCCAGCAACAGCCCCAACAACAACAACAACAACAACACCAGGAGCCCAUCAGGCCCAUCAAGAUCAAGCUGCCCAUCCCCUCUAUGCCCUCUUCGGAUGCUUUACUGAGGACGGACUCUAUGUCCAGCUCUGACCAGGUUCUGUCGGAUGGAUCGCUGGGCUCAGCCCCCUCCCUCGGACUGAGUCCUGGAGGUGGGCUGGACAUAAACAGAGCCCAGGAAAAGAUGAAGCACAAAGUCCCAGAGAUGGCCUGGGAGAGAGACAUGGAUGAGCAGAUGACCCCAGAGGCAUGGGCAGCUAUGCAGAAACUCUCUAGCUCGACGGAGGACAAGAACCAAGAGCUGAAGUCUGGCUUCAUGGCGUCCUUCCUGGACUUCUUAAAGACUGGCAAGAAGCAACCUACUCCUGGCGUAGACCCUGUGGAUCCUGUGUCUGUAAAAGGGGGUAUUCGGCCUCUGUCUCCUUCCCCACCACCUCCUCCCCCGCCUCCGCCUGCUCCCUCGUUCGGAGAGGGUGAAGGGGAGGGGUCCCUCGGUCUGAGCAGCUGCCCGAGCCCUUGCAAGCGACUGGACGAGGAGCUGAAGAGGAACCUGGAGACAUUGCCGUCCUUCUCCUCCGACGAGGAGGACUCAGUCAGCAAAAAUCAGGACCUGCAGAAGAGCAUCUCCUCGGCCAUAUCCGCGCUUUACGACACGCCGCACAGUCUGGUGGCAGCACCACCGCCUCCUACGCCCUCCCCACCAACCCCACAUGUGGAACAGACCCCCUCGCCCAUUAACACACCACCCCCUAUUCAGGUUGAGCCUGAGCCUGUCACUCAAACACCUGUUCAACCAAUGGAAGACGAGGAGGACAAGGACGAAGAGACACCACCCGCUCUGGUAGCCAAUGGGCAAAGCCCACAACCUCAAACUCCCACCCCAGAGCAGACUGAGGAGCAGCAACAAACAGAGAUGGUGGAGCCAAGACUGGAAGAGGAGGUGGAUGAGGAGGAGGAGGAGCAGGAUCAAGAGCAAGAGGAAGAGGAGGUGGAGGAGCAAGAACAGGAGAAGACCAGAGAAGAGGAGAGAGUUGAGCAAAGAGAGGCAGAGGAAAAGGAGAUGGAUGAGCCGGAGUAUGAGAUGCUGGGGCGUCCUAGAGUUGAAGAUUCUCCGUCUGCGCCAGCUUCCGCUCACGCCCAGCCCUCACCCCCCUCUCUCUCCCCCUCGCCCCCCACAUCCUCCUCUCCCUCCCCACUUCCUCCUCCUCCACUUUCCCUCCCCUCUCCUCUACCGUUAGAAGAGGAGGAGGAGGAGGAGGAGGUUCCCCAGCCUCAGCAUCUUGAGGAGGAGGAAGUGCAGCAGGCCCCAUCUCACAGUCCGUCACCUCCCGCCCUUCCCUGCCCUUCACCCCUCGGCCCAGCCUCCUCCCCCUCCCCUUCCUCCUCCCCGAACGCUGUUAACGAGGAGGAGCUCAGCCCGGAGCCUCAGACCCCGCCGACCCCUGAGGACGUGUCCAUGCGCAAGAUCACCUCGCUGCACCUGGCCAAGAAGCAGGCCGACGUGGCCAUCGUGGGCGAAAGCGAGGAAGACGACAGCGAGAGCGGAGGGGAGGGCAUCUUCAGGGAACGAGACGAGUUUGUGGUGCGGACCGAGGACAUUCGGACUCUGAAGCUGGCCCUGCAGACAGGCCGAGAGCCUCCCCCCAUCUGGAGGGUGCAGAAGGCCCUGCUACAGAAGUUCGCCCCCGAGAUCAAAGACGGGCAGCGGCAAUUCUGUGCCACCAGUAACUACCUUGGAUAUUUCGGUGAUGCUAAGAUUCGCUACCAGCGUCUGUAUGUGAAGUUUCUAGAAAAUGUCAAUAAAAAGGAUUAUGUGCGUGUGUGUUCACGGAAACCCUGGCAUCGCCCUGGACUCACACUACGCCGCCAGUCACUUCCAAAGGUGCCACCUGUUACCCGUAGCCAAACUCCUCCCAGAGUGGAGAGAGAUGAGAGAGAGAAGGAGAGGCAGCGAGAGAGGGAGCAGAGAGAACAGAGGGAGAGAGAGAGGGAGAAAGAGAAGCAGCAAGUGAGGGAGAGGGAGAAGGAGAAACAACAGGAGAGGGAGAGAGAGAAGGAGAAACAACAAGAAAAGGAAAGAGAGAAAGAAAAAGAGAAACAGCAGGAGAGGGAGAGAGAGAGAGAAAAGGAGAAACAACAAGAGAAGGGGAGGGAAAGAGACAGGGAGAAAGAAAAACAGCAGGAGAGAGAGAGGGAGAAGGAUAAACAGAAAGAACGGGAGAGAGAGCAAAGGGAGCUGAAGGAGAAGAAAGAAAGGGAACAAAAAGAAAGGGAGAAAAGGGAGAGAGAGCAAAAAGAAAAGGAGAGAAGAGAAAAGGAACAAAAAGAGAGAGAACAGCGUGAGAAAGAGCGGAGAGAGAAAGAGAAGGAGAGGGAGCGGGAACAGAGGGAGAGGAGAGAAAGGGAGAGAGAGAAGGAGAGGGAACAGAGGGAAAGAGAGAAGAGAGAUAAAGAGAAAGAGAGAGACAGGGAACAACGAGAAAGGGAGCUAAAGGAAAAAGAGAAGGAGAGGGAGCGAGAGAGGAGGGAAAAGGAGAAACAGCAAGAGAGGGAGAAGGUGAAGGAGAAAGAGAAGAAGCCUCAGACAGCACCACAGGAUAAGGUGGAGAAGAGGGGUGUGGUGGUGGAAAGAGGACGAGGCAGGGAGGAGAAGAGAGGAGGAGGAGAGAAGAAGGUGGAGCGGCCCCCAAGGGUGCGGCCAGUGAAGGUGAAGGCAGAGCCUCCGCCCAAGAAGAGGAAGAAGUGGCUGAAGGAGGUGGCGUCAUCCUCCGACUCCGACUCCUCCCCCGAGCCACACAGCGAAGAUGAAGCUGUAGUGGUCCGCGGGAUGAACAACCGUGCCAUGCGGGAGAUAUUCCGCAGCUACGUGGAGAUGCUGGUCAGCACCGCGCUGGACCCUGAUAUGAUCCAAGCUCUGGAGGACACCAAUGAUGAGCUGUAUCUCCCGCCCAUGCGCAAGAUUGACGGCAUCCUCAAUGAGCAGAAGAGGAGACUGCUGAGGAGAGGCAACAUGAGCUCCCAACACCAGGAGGCUCUACACAUGUUCCCCCAGAUGACCGCUGAUCCGCUGGACUCUGGAGCUGUGCGUGUGCACUUGGCUGGCGAGGGUUACAACCGUAAAACCCUCAACCGUGUCAAGAGGAGCUUUCCCAAGCAACAGGACCUGAAGCUGUCCACAGAGGCCUGCAGGAUGUACAGUCUCUACCACUCUCUCCAUCAUUACAAAUAUCACACCUUCCUGCACUGCAAGAAAGAGACGGACAGCAUAGAGCAGGCAGCGGAGGACCCCGGACAAGAGGAAGUGGUUCAGCAGUGCAUGGCCAAUCAGGGCUGGCUGGAGACGCUCUUCAACUCCUUUCUGGACCUAUUGACCCUCAGCACCAAAGCCUAAAGGGGUAGAGCUUUGAGAAAGACUGGACCAUUACACAGCCUCAGGGGAGGUCUGGAUUAGCCCACUCCUCUCCAGUGGGGUCCAAGCUGUCGGAUUUCCUGAAGAGAUUAGAAUUUGACGUGAAAAGAUUUUUUUGUGAAGUUUUUUUGUUUUGUUUUCUUACAAAUACUGCUGACAUUUUCACCAGUGGAUGAGGUGGUACGGAGAGACAGAAAAGGGGAAGAAUUGGAAGAACAAAAAAGUGAAUGUGAGGAACACCUGCAGAAAACUAGAGGAAAACCAUGGAGGCGUUCUGUGCUUCAGGAGAGCCGGAAUCUGACAGCUGUGUUCUGCGCGAAACAUAUCCUCUUAAAUAUAUAAAUAUGUAUUAUCAACAAUUAUGAUUUGUAUUAUUUAUACUUGGACAUUUUUAUCAAGUAUUCCCUCAAGUCGAGGCAAUUUACUGUUAUUAUUUUAAAUAAUGAUGAUAUUUUAAUGGGGUGCUCAUGAAAUGGCUCACCCAUAAUUCCCUUUUCCUUCUGUGCCCAAGGCUCAGUGAUUAAAAACUAAAAUUCUUGGGGCAGGGCAUGCAGAAGGGGGCGUGGCUUAAACAGAGUGUCUGAUGUCAUUUUUUAUGUCUCCAUUCUGAAGAAAAGUGGAAGGAGAAAUGUAUUUAAGCUAAACAAUGUGUUCUUUCUGUUCUUUAAAAGACUAUGAGAGAAGCAAAAAAAGUGUUACUUGUUUGUUUUCUGAGAGAAACCGCAUUGGUUCUGGGGAAGCUGUAACAGUUCUUCUAUUUGUUUUAUUUUGUUUUUUCAAAGUGUACAAAACGUCUGUGUUCAGUGUUUGUUUUUUAUCUGUUGGUUGUUAUGAUGCUAAUAUUAAGGAUUAUUAUUUGAAGCUUUACCUCUCGGUUUGAUCUGUGUGUGUAAAUAUUGUACAGUUGCUCACUGGAGCCUCUAUCUCCCUGUCCGUAUUCUGUAAAUGGGUCUCUACGUCUUUGAAAGAAGCCAAUAAAAACAUUCAAAUGAUGGAAAUGACAGGGGAAAGUGA